AUGCUAUUCUCAAACCCAUUUCGAAAUCAUUUACUGAGGCAAUUUGGAAGCAAUAAGAAUAUUCAAUCUACACGGCCACCGCAGACGCUACCCAGUUUUUCGCUCGAGGGGAAGACUUGUGUCGUUACGGGAGCAGCUCGUGGGCUCGGAAAAGAGUUUCUCACUGCUUUUGCUCAAUCUGGUGCAAAUGGAGCAUGUAUCGACCUCUCCCUAUCUGCAGCAACAUCCUCUAUCACACAUAUAGCCUCACAGUUUGAAACACGAACAACAGAAAUUAACCUGAAACCGUACGCCUGCGAUGUAACCUCUGAAUCUCAAGUGGAAUCUACCAUCACCCAAAUUGUCAAGGACUUUGGUAAAAUCGAUGUUCUAGUUACAGCAGCAGGGAUAGUCGAUAAUGUCGCCGCGGAAGAUUAUUCGUAUGCUCGAUGGCGGAAGUUGAUGGAUGUUAAUCUUGAUGGCUCUUUCCUCUGCGCGAGAGAGGUUGGAAGACAUAUGAUUCAGCGGAAUGUCAAGGGUGGGAGUAUUAUUCUGGUGGGGAGCAUGUGUGGCGAGGUUUGUGUUAGGCCGCAGAAGCAGGCUGCUUAUAAUGCUAGUAAAGCAGCUAUCAUCAUGCUGGCAAAAUCCUUGGCUACCGAAUGGGCUCCUCACUCAAUUCGUGUCAACACCUUAUCUCCGGGAUACAUGCAUACAGACCUCAUUAUCGACCUCCUAGAUAAACAAGGUAGUGAAAUCACAAAGCAGUGGAUUGAGCAUACUCCAAUGCGCAGAAUGGGUCGUCCGUCCGAAUUGCAAGGUGCAGUUGUGUGGAUGGCGAGUGAGGCGAGUAGAUUCAUGACGGGCGCUAAUAUUGUUGUGGAUGGGGGAUAUAGUUGUUACUAA
Molecule: messenger RNA, 882 nt
Organism: Talaromyces marneffei
Lineage: Eukaryota; Fungi; Ascomycota; Eurotiomycetes; Eurotiales; Trichocomaceae
Exons: 8
Coding region: 1-882 (293 amino acids)
Cellular component (GO): intracellular anatomical structure
Molecular function (GO): oxidoreductase activity, acting on NAD(P)H, oxygen as acceptor
Source: RefSeq, a predicted model, not a curated record